UGCUUGCUCCUUGCUCCAGCAAGAUUGAUGAAAAAUUGGCAAAGAAAAGAAAUUAGAAAACAGUGAAGACUUGACGAAUUUUGAAAAUUAUUAUUUAACAAAAUCAUCGUAUCCUCAUCCUAUGAAAUGUAGUUCGGGUUGUGAAGUUUACUGUUCGCAGUGUUCGCGCUAAUCUUAUCAUUUCCAGAUCCAGUUUCAUCAAGGUACAAUGAAGCCAAUAAAACCAAUCAUUUGUAGAGAUUUUCCCAUUUCAAUUAUCAACAGAUUCCGGAACCGGAACCCAUUUUAAAUGAGAACACUCUUAAUGAAAAUGAAAAGUUGAUAAUUAUGGACUUGAUUGGUUAUUUGGAGGAAAAUUUCACGUUCACUACUAGUCUUGGGAUAUUGAAAAUACCAUUUUGCAUCUUUGCAAAAGAAGUCUUCGAGGGUGAGAGUCGUCGUAAGGCAAGAGUCCUUUAUAAUGUCAUUUCAUUGCAUUUACCAGAAAAUGAAACUGUUCAAAGAACAUUUCGUCAUGAUGAGAAGAAUAGUUUAAAUGAUUGUGCGAAAAAGAAAGAAAUCAAAACUAGUUAAAGCUAUGUGGAUGACAAAUCGAAUGGAUACAGACGAUAUAAAUGGAUUAUGUUGGUCACCGAGUGAAAAUAAAACGCAGAUAGUCACCCGUAGUAAAGUGAACUGCAACAAUAAGUUGAAUAAUUGUCGACGAGUGCAAUAUCAAGAAUAUCCAUCAUUUGUACAAGAUUUUGAAUUAACUGAUUCUUCCUCGGUCAGCGAUGACACAUCUAGUAUUAACGGUAAUCAAAGAACAAAUUCAAGCGCCACGAAUCACCGAAGGAAACGUAAACAAGCCCUAAAUGCCAGAGAGAAAAACCUCAGAAGACUGGAAAGCAACGAAAGAGAACGUAUGAGAAUGCAUAGUUUAAACGAAGCUUUUCAAUCGUUACGUGAAGUCAUACCUCAUGUGAAGAAAGAAAGGCGUUUGUCGAAAAUUGAAACUUUAACUUUAGCAAAAAACUAUAUAGUAGCUUUAAUGGAAAAAAUUUGCGAUAUUCAAGGCAACUCGGUCUCGACGUCAUCGUCAGGAGAAAACGAAUCUUUAACGCAAGAUAAAGAACAACAAAAACUUUCCGAUAGUGAAAGUUUUAAUUUCAACUUGUAGUUUGAUACCGAACUGAAAUGCAGCUUAUACAAUACAUGUACCAAUGUGUUUAUUUUAUACGUAUAAGGUUGAAAAAAAAAACAACAUUCUAUUUGGCUUUGUUGUUAAAUAAUACCGUCAUUUACCAUUAAUUUUAAGGGUUAUUUAUAAAUUACUUAUUUAUGUAUAUACAUGCUACGUCAUAUGAUAAUAUAAGAAUUGACAAAUUCAUCGAGUACAUACAUUUUUAUAUAAUGUCAAUUACAUGUUUUAUUUUAGUGAAAAAAAAAAAAAAAAAAUGAAUAAAUGAAACCGCGACGUAACGAAACUGGUCACGAGUCAUGAUAGUAUGUACUACAUUUUUUUGUACUAGGUAAAAAGUAAUUAGAAAUAGAAAAUUCGUUAGGUAGAAAUUUUCUUCUAGUCAUUCAGUGCGCUAUGAUUAUUAUUAUUUUUCUUGUUGAAAAUGUCAAGUUUUGUUUUGUUUUAAUUUGCCAUAGGAAAUUUUUGUUUUAAUAUGAUAGCAUUUUAAAAUGAUUGUUAUCGCAGAUGUACGUAUUUAUAAUCAGUAAGUACAUUUAAUGGCAUAAGGAAAUGAAUAUACCUACGUGUAAUUUUUGUUUGUUGAAUACCUAUUAUAUUGUAUCUCUUUUUUGUAUUA
Messenger RNA from Planococcus citri (citrus mealybug), 1799 nucleotides. It is a transcript of the gene dimm, whose product is annotated as dimmed. The record is from RefSeq and is a predicted model, not a curated record. The transcript has 6 exons. The coding region runs from base 536 to 1159 and encodes 207 amino acids. Gene Ontology annotation, molecular function: DNA-binding transcription factor activity, RNA polymerase II-specific; E-box binding; protein dimerization activity. Gene Ontology annotation, cellular component: nucleus. Gene Ontology annotation, biological process: positive regulation of transcription by RNA polymerase II; axon development; sensory organ development. Lineage: Eukaryota; Metazoa; Arthropoda; Insecta; Hemiptera; Pseudococcidae.